AUUGAAAAUAUUAUGGCUGAUUCAAAAUGAGCUGAUGCCUAUCAUGCUCUUUCUGAUAUUGAAGAAAGUAUUGAUAACCUCAGUCAGACUCAAGAAGAUUCAGAAUGUCUUUGAACACCACCGCAACAGAAUGUCCCUCCAUACACCCCAAUCGGUCACCCAGUCCUCCCCACCCAGGCACCAGAACAACCCUCUUCAGCCACACAACCCCCUCAUAAUUCCUACAUCACAGGUGAAAUAUAUGUUAAUGCAGGUGAAGAGAGAGGGGUUGAACAGGAGGGAGAAAGAAGGAGGGUAAGGAGGAGGAAUUUCAGAAAUCGAGUGUGAGUAGUAGGGUUCUCGAUUUUUGUGGCUGUAGUUGUGGUUGUGGUAUUUGCAGCUGCGAGGGUUUAUUCAGAUGAGCCUUCUGAUUAGGCUUGAAAAUUUUAGAUGGAUUUUGAUACAAGAUGCUGAAAAAUUAUGCCUAAGUUGGAUUCGCCAAUGAGAUUGAUAAUUUUAAUGUUCAACUC
This is a messenger RNA of Moneuplotes crassus, 509 nucleotides long. Lineage: Eukaryota; Ciliophora; Spirotrichea; Euplotida; Euplotidae. The record is from the annotation of a GenBank genome assembly.